This is a messenger RNA of Phlebotomus argentipes, 1822 nucleotides long. RefSeq names its product sialin-like. The transcript has 4 exons. The record is from RefSeq and is a predicted model, not a curated record. NCBI's taxonomy places the organism in Eukaryota, Metazoa, Arthropoda, Insecta, Diptera, Psychodidae. Gene Ontology annotation, molecular function: transmembrane transporter activity. Gene Ontology annotation, cellular component: plasma membrane. Bases 179 to 1708 code for a protein of 509 amino acids. Gene Ontology annotation, biological process: transmembrane transport; monoatomic anion transport.
AACAGCGAAUACGUGUUUUAUCACUGUCGGUGAUAACUUGCGAGGCAAGUCUGGCCAAAUUAGUCUUAGCCCAACCGUGGUGAAGUUGAGUUGAAUGCGAAAGGCGAAACAAUUGUGUAAAUGAAGAAUGAAUUAGUGAUAUUUGCUUAGCGCUUAAAUAUUUGGAAAAUAUCUAAAAAUGGGCCAACAGAGUUUGGAAAAUCGUACGGUGAACGGUGAAGAUUUAGUGGACAGACAAGCGAGUGCUAUUGAAAAGAAUAACGAAAGCAGUGAUCCUCUCGUGGCUGAUAAGAUUACAUGGCAGUUCUGGAAGGCGAGACGCUAUGUUGUGGUCUUAAUGGCCUUCCUCGGAUUUUUCAACGUCUACUCCCUGAGAGUGAAUCUCAGUGUGGCCAUUGUGGCUAUGACGGAGACGAAGAACGUCACCAUGGAAAAUGGCACAGUGAUUGAGACGCAGGAUUUUCCAUGGGACUCAACACAACAAGGAUUAGUCCUCAGUUCAUUCUUCUACGGCUAUAUCACGACACAACUGAUGGGAGGAUAUUUGGGAUCCAAGUUUGGUGGACACUAUGUGUUCGCGAGUGGAAUCGGCGUCACUGCCCUCCUGACCAUCCUUACGCCGGUAGCUGCCAAGCAUAGUCUCUACAUGCUCCUGGCUGUGCGGAUAAUUGAGGGCGUAUUCGAGGGAGUUACCUUCCCUUGCAUCCACGCUGUCUGGGCCCGAUGGGCGCCCGUCUAUGAGCGCUCCCGGAUGGCCACACUGGCAUUCGCGGGCAAUUACGCCGGAACCGUGGUUGCAAUGCCUUUAUCAGGCGUCCUGGCCGUAGCCUGGGGCUGGGAGAGUGUUUUCUAUUUCUUCGGCGCUAUCGGCCUGGUCUGGGCCAUUGCGUGGAUGUUCAUAGUCAAGGCUGGCCCAGAAGACGAUCCCUUUAUAUCGGAGAAGGAGAAGAAUUACAUCUUGAACAGCCUCGGUCACACCGAAAAGAAAGCUAUAAAGCAUCCUUGGAAAGCUAUUUUUACCUCAACGGCGGUUUGGGCAAUUAUUGCUUCGCACUUUGCUGAGAAUUGGGGAUUCUUCACGCUACUGACUCAGCUUCCCACGUUCCUUAAAGAGACAUUAGAUUUUCAACUUGAGAAGACUGGCAUUGUGUCCGCAAUUCCCUACCUCGCCAUGGGUUGUCUAUUGGGGGUUUCGGGUUAUUUGGCGGACUGGACUCAAAUCAAAGGAUAUCUGACCACAGUUCAGGUCCGGAAGUACUUCAACUGUGGGGCUUUUCUCUUCCAGACCGUCUUCAUGAUGCUGGCGGCUUAUCUCUUAGAUCCCGUGGGAACUGUGGCUUGCAUAACUGUUGCUGUGGGAUUUGGAGCAUUCGCUUGGUCAGGAUUCAUAGUGAAUCCACUAGACCUGGCUCCAAAUCAUGCAUCGGUUAUUCUGGGAAUUUCCAAUACUUUCGCCACCAUUCCGGGCAUUGUUAGUCCCUUGCUGACGGGAGUAAUUACAAGCGACAAGACUAAAGAGCAGUGGCAGAUAGUCUUCUACAUUUCAUCUGGAAUUUACCUGGUAGGCUGUGUAAUCUACUGGUUCUUCUGCAAAGGCGAUUUGCAACCUUGGGCGCAGAAGAACAGCCACGAGGAGAACCUGGAGUCUCCUCAACAAUUAGGAAUAGUUAAUGAUCAAUUUGAUAUGUCUGAUGAGAAAAAGUCAUAGGUGUAUUAUAAAUUCGUAGAAAUUAUUUAAAAAUAAAAUUGUGCUCUAAUGGAUUAAUCAGUUCAGAUUUGAAUUUGUAUAACACAUGUUAUACAAAGCAAAGCACAUAAAGCA